AGUUAAAGAUUGACAUGAUUAAACAAUUUCCGCUUGACAGUCUGCACUUAGUAUACUUAGGUAAUAUGAAACGUUUAAUUCAAUUUUGGUAUAAAGGAUCUAAAAACGUUAGGCUUGAAGGUAAUACUUUUGCAGUAAUUAGUGAAAAAUUAGUUACAAUGUCUGAAUUUAUUAGUAAAGAAUUUGUAAGGAAACCGCGACAUAUGACUGAAAUUGAUCGAUGGAAAGGAACAGAACUACGUCAAUUUUUGCUUUAUACAGGACCAAUUAUUUUACUCAAUAUGCUACCUGAACAUACGUACAUACAUUUUCUAAGUCUUAGCACAGCUAUUAGAAUAUUAAGUGAUGAGAGAUUAUGUCAAACGCUAAAUCAAUAUGCUCAUGAACUUUUAAUGUGGUUUGUUUCUGAGUAUAAAAAUAUAUAUGGAAGUAGUAACGUAAUAUAUAACGUUCAUAAUUUAGUACAUUUGGCUAGUGAUGUAAAAAAUCUUGGCCCUCUAGAAAGUUUCAGUUGUUUUAAAUACGAAAGCUAUUUAGGUAAAAUAAAAUCAAAAAUACGAGCAAGUGGUAAAUCUUUACAUCAAAUAAUUAAUCGACUAUAUGAGGAAACUUUUGUUAAUAAAAAUAAAACUUUCGUGGCAAAAUCAUAUCCAAUUGCAUUAUAUCGAAAUUUAAAUGGUAAAACUAUUGUAAAAUGUAUACAAUAUCGUACUUUUACGAUAUCUAAACGUCAUCCUGAUAAUUAUUGUCUUUUAAAGAACGGCUGCAAUGUUAUUGUACAUGAUAUUUAUACUUCUGACAUAGAAGUUGACGGAGAUAAUAUUGUGUUGAUUUUAUUAAUCAUGGUCAAUUACGAUCAACCAUUCGCCAUCGCACGUUUCUUAGAAAGCGAUACAUUUUCUGAAGUCCCAAGUAAUUGGUUAUACGAAGAAAAAAAUAAAAUUUUAUGUUGGUGGCCAGUAAAAGUAAAAAAUGUCACGUCUUAUAUAUCAAAUCGUAUACCACCAGAUGAGUCAACGUGGGAAAUGUGCGAGGUUGAAAUAGAAACCUAUUGUGAUACUUGGGAAAAAGCAAGAAAAAUAGCGGAUGACCCCAUGUAUAGAACUACGGAUGAUGAGGAUCUUGGCAAAGGCCGUCGAACAAAAAUCAAUAACACUAGAUUUCAGUUCUUCGCCAGAAGAUUCAAUAAAGAAAAAUGA
Molecule: messenger RNA, 1199 nt
Organism: Trachymyrmex cornetzi
Lineage: Eukaryota; Metazoa; Arthropoda; Insecta; Hymenoptera; Formicidae
Exons: 3
Coding region: 15-1199 (394 amino acids)
Source: RefSeq, a predicted model, not a curated record